UAAAUAACGAUAUUCGGCCUUUUGUAAAAUGGAGGUUAAACACGUGGGCAAGAUGGAAGUUACUAAGAAAUCCUCGAAAGUACGAUUUAGUAAAAAUAAGAAGAAAGGCUGGAAGAAGCAUUGCAAUAUCGAUGAUGUCGACGAAUUCUUGGAAGAUAAACGAUUAGAAGAAAGAUCUGGUGGUCCUGUAUCAGAAAAACCAAAUAAUGAAAUAUUUUUCAUUGAUAAGGAUAAAGAAUUUAAAGUUAAAAUACCCAACAAGAAAAAGGAUAUUUUAGAUGAUUUAAAAUGCUUUUCUGCCUUAAAAAAUCCAUCUAAAGUUCUUCCACCAAUUCACGUUAAUGUUAUUCAGCCAUCGUCUAAGAAGAGAAACAAAAUAUCCAAAAAUAAAAAUAGACUGUUAAAGAAACAAAGCAAACAAGCUAAAGUUUUACACUCUGAAAUUAAAAAAGAAAAUGACGACGUGUAUGAUAUAUGGAGUAGCAAAGAGAAUAAUUCAUCUGUUGAGAAAGAACUCGAUAAAGAUUUAAUUUAUUAUAUAAAUGAAACAACUAAGAAGCGACCACCAAAGGUUCCGAAUCAUAGAUAUCAAAAGCCGUCCCUGCUUCCGGCCGUCGAGGUUCCUCCUCCCGGUACAUCUUACAAUCCAGAAUAUAUUGAUCAUAUAAAAUUACUUUCGGAAGUUGUAAAAAAUGAAUUAGAAUAUGAAAAAGAUCAUAGAAAAAUAGAAAAAGCAUUAACAGAAAAAUUUCCAACUAUAGAUGAAGCUCCUACUGAAAAAACUUGGCUUGAAGAAAUGUCUCAAGGUUUGAAAACAGAAAAUACCGGAGACGACGACGAAGAGAAUGACGAAGUGGGUGCAAUUUCGUGUAAUCCGCCAGUUCGUUUUGAUGAUAAAAAGUCCAAACAAAAGAGAAGGAGAGAGAAAGAAAUGAAAGAAAAGUUAAAAGAAAAGAAAAAAAGAAAAUUAGAAAAUAAAAGAAUAAAUGAAAUAUAUAGGCUUAGAAGCAUUAAAAAAGAUAUAUUCAAUUUAGAAAAGAAAGUCGAAGACAAACAAAUGAAAAAAGACGAAAGACUGAUUAAAAGAAUGUAUCGGCCGCACACCUUAAGUAAAUAUAAAUACGAAGCGCCGGAUCUCGAAUUUAAUCUCGGUGAAGAGUUGACGGGAGAGCUGAGGACAAUAAAAACCCUUUGGUGGACUAAAGACUGCAUGCCAACAUCAAACAUAGACAGUAGAGAUAGGUAGGAUCCCUCUGAACCCUCUCCCCUGCUGGCUAAACACUUUGUGUCCGACUGAUGUCUUCAAUAUUACAGAAGCAUUAUUUUCCUAAUAUUGGAUUGUGACUUAAUUUAAAAAAACUUGUCAUUUAUGAUUAACUUGGCUAUUUUGUUUACUGAGGAUCAAUUACUUAAUG
Molecule: messenger RNA, 1415 nt
Organism: Centruroides sculpturatus (bark scorpion)
Lineage: Eukaryota; Metazoa; Arthropoda; Arachnida; Scorpiones; Buthidae
Product: ribosome biogenesis protein NOP53-like
Exons: 11
Coding region: 29-1246 (405 amino acids)
Biological process (GO): ribosomal large subunit assembly; rRNA processing
Cellular component (GO): nucleolus
Molecular function (GO): 5S rRNA binding
Source: RefSeq, a predicted model, not a curated record